This is a messenger RNA of Maylandia zebra (zebra mbuna), 862 nucleotides long. Lineage: Eukaryota; Metazoa; Chordata; Actinopteri; Cichliformes; Cichlidae. The record is from RefSeq and is a predicted model, not a curated record.
UUUCAGCAGGUAUUUUCUCAGUCGGCUGCUCUUCUUCAGUAACCAGCCAUGAUCCUCCAGGCGGCUGUGCUCAGCGUGUUCUUGUGCUUCGCCCACACUUUUGUUAUAGAGGCACCUUUUAAAAAAAGUGUUGAAAACUCCGGAAACAACACUGAGGGUGAUGAUUUCAGUAUCUCGACACUGCUGGAGAAGGCUAAUGCUAAUCUUGGAAAGAACUUGGAUGAACCUCUGGUCAUAUUUGGAGACAUAGCAGUGCCAACAGGUCUACAGAACGCUGAUCCGUGUACGGCUCGAGGCUGUUUGUGGCCUAAAAACAAUGGCAGAGUUGUUGUACCUUAUCGAAUCUCCGACCAGUACUCCCGCAGGGAACGUGACGUCAUCGAGCAAGGUCUGAGGUCAUUUGAAGCAGCCACGUGCGUCAGCUUUAGGCCCCAGAGCAGAGAAAGAGACUUUCUGGACAUUCAGUCUCGUGAUGGGUGUUACUCUUUUGUUGGGCGUCGUGGGGGUGGCCAGAUAGUGUCACUGAGUCGCCAGGGCUGUGUUUUCCACCAGAUAGUCCAACACGAGGUGCUCCAUGCCCUGGGCUUCGACCAUGAACAGACGCGUUCAGACAGAGACCAACAUGUACGCAUCUUGCUAGAGAACGUCAUCCCAGGGAUGGAGCAUAACUUUAGGAAAAUCAACACAAGGAACCUUGAUACUCCCUAUGACUACAACUCUGUUAUGCACUAUGGAAGGUUUGCCUUCUCAAGAGACAGGGAGCCAACCAUCGUUCCCAUACCCGAUGAGAAUGUAGCCAUUGGCAGAGCUACAGAGAUGAGUGCCAAUGACAUCCUUCGAGUGAAUCGCCUUUAUACCUGCA